AUGACUGGAGAUAAGCCCUGGCCCGAAGUGCCCAUUGGCAACAAAGACCACACCAAUGCCGCCGUAGUAAUAAUAGGAGCCGGCAUAUCAGGCAUGUGCACAGCCAUCGACCUCAUAAAACGCACGAAUUGCAAAAACUUUCUCAUCCUCGAAAAAUCGUCCGGAGUCGGCGGCACCUGGCACGACAACAAAUACCCCGGUGCCUGCUGCGACGUCUGGUCACCCCUCUACUCGUACUCGUUUGCCCAAAACGCACAUUGGACACGCGAGUACCCCGGUCAAGAGGAAAUCCUGUCUUACCUCAUGGGCGUAGCUGCAGACUACAAACUCUAUCAACACAUUCGCUUCAACACCACUGUCGAAACUGCAACAUGGGAUGAGCAGAGUAAAAAGUGGAAGGUCAGUGUCAGCACGGCAAAAGGCAGCAAAGAUGCAGAGUUCAACCCUGAAUAUGUCAUCAAUGCCGAUUUCUUGGUGAGCGCGGUGGGACAGUUGAAUGUGCCCAAAUAUCCUGAUAUCCCCGGGUUGAAAGAGUUCAAAGGCAAAAUCAUCCAUUCGGCGAGGUGGGAUUGGAGUUAUGAUUUGCAAGGCAAGAAGGUCGCUGUGGUUGGAAAUGGCGCCACAGCCGUCCAAAUAAUCCCCGAAAUCGCAAAAGUAGCAGCCAAAAUCGGCGUGUACCAACGCACGCCCAACUGGUUGAUCCCCCGUCUGGACGCACCGAUCGCUUCGUGGAGACGUACACUCUACAGUCUCGUCCCUCCGCUCAUGUGGCGCAAACGAGCCCUGCAGAUGGAUUUCCGCGAAGGCUUCCACCAAAUCAUCGGAGAUGUCUCGUCGGCAGGUGCGGACGAGAUACGCGGCUUCAAUGCUGCGAUGCUGGAUGCUGCGUUUGGAGACAAUGCAGAAAUGAAGGAAAAGUUGCGGCCAAAGUAUCAGCCUGGCUGUAAGAGGAUCAUCAUUUCCGAUGACUAUUAUCCCGCUCUUGCGCUUCCUCAUGUGCAGCUCGUCACCGAGGGUAUUGCUGGUGUCACAACCACAGGUAUCGCGACCGAAGACGGCAAAACCCAAGAUUACGACCUCAUCGUUUUAGCCACUGGAUUCGAAACCCUGGACUUUAUGCACCCAAUCUCCAUGACCGGCCACAACAGCACCCCUCUCUCCUCCAUCUGGGCAGAAGGAGCAAAAGCCCUAUACGGCAUCACAGUCUCAAAAAUGCCAAACUUCGGAAUGUGUUACGGGCCGAACACAAACUUAGGCCACAACAGCAUCAUCCUGAUGAUAGAAGCUCAAGCCGCCUACAUCACUUCUCUGAUCCAACCAAUCCUCACCGCAAGACAAGCUGGCAAAACCCUCUCCAUCCGCCCAAAGGACUCGCGCAUGCAAGACUUCAACGCAACCCUGCAGAAAGAAUUGGCAGCGUCGGCAUUCGCGGAUGAAAAUUGUAAUUCCUGGUACAAAACCGCUUCUGGACUCAUCACGAACAAUUGGAGUAGAAAUGUUGUCGAGUAUCAAAAGAUGGUUGAGGUGGUACAUUGGGAUGACUUUGAGACUGAGGGGGAUGGUGAGGAAGUGCUAGAGGGCAGGAAAAAGAGUAGAAUCGGCAGAGUCAGAGAGGAAAGUAUAGUGGGUGAUAAGACAUUGACUUUGUUGGGUGCGGUCAGUGUGGGUGCUGUUGUGUUGGCUGGAGUGUGGGCUAGAGCGGGUGGCGCAAGGGCCUUUUCUGGGCUGUUGAAGGGUUAG
Molecule: messenger RNA, 1740 nt
Organism: Aureobasidium namibiae CBS 147.97
Lineage: Eukaryota; Fungi; Ascomycota; Dothideomycetes; Dothideales; Saccotheciaceae
Product: cyclohexanone monooxygenase
Exons: 3
Coding region: 1-1740 (579 amino acids)
Molecular function (GO): NADP binding; flavin adenine dinucleotide binding; N,N-dimethylaniline monooxygenase activity
Source: RefSeq, a predicted model, not a curated record